AUGGGAUGGGGAACCCUCAUAACCAGGCGCCUCAAAGUUUUUUCCUUGGCGCUGUUCGUCUACUUCGACUACAAGGCUGUUCAGAAGAGAGUCCAGUGGGUUAGCGCUGUCAAGAAGAAUGCUAUAUGGGCAAAGACGCACGAGCGGAAUGCGCGUCGUGUUCUCAACCUGAUGAUAGAGCUAGAAGGUUUGUGGGUGAAAAUGGGCCAGUAUCUGUCCACAAGAGCAGACGUGCUUCCUGAGCCGUACAUAGAGGUCCUGAAGCAGCUGCAGGACUCGCUUCCUCCACGCCCUCUUGAAGAGGUUUGUGGAACCAUAGAAAAAGAACUUGGGAAACCCAUGCGUCAACUAUUUGCUACUUUUGACGUUGACCCUCUUGCGACCGCAUCAAUAGCACAAGUUCAUCGUGCAACUCUGGAAGACGGCAGAGAAGUGGUUGUCAAAGUUCAGCAUGAUGGUAUCAAAGAGAUCAUAUUAGAGGAUUUGAAGAAUGCAAAAUCAUUGAUCGAAUGGAUUGCAUGGGCAGAACCUCAGUAUGACUUCAACCCAAUGAUUGAUGAAUGGUGCAAGGAGGCACCCAAGGAACUUGAUUUCAAUCAUGAAGCAGAGAACACUAGGACUGUCUCCAAGAAUCUUAGUCGGAAGACCGAAGGUGGGAGUGGCAGUGUUUCCAGCGAUGUUGAUGUACUGAUACCAGAAAUUAUUCAGUCUACUGAAAAGAUUCUAAUUCUGGAAUACAUGGACGGCAUUCGCUUACAUGACAAUGAUUCAUUGGAAGAAUAUGGUGUUGAUAAGAAAAGACUCGUUGAAGAGAUAACCCGUGCUUAUGCUCAUCAAAUAUACAUUGACGGUUUCUUCAAUGGCGAUCCUCAUCCUGGCAAUUUUCUUGUAAGCAAGGAACCUCCACAUAAACCGAUUCUCCUUGAUUUUGGGCUCACUAAACGCAUAUCACAAUCAAUGAAGCAGGCACUAGCAAAGAUGUUUUUAUCAUGCGCUGAGGGGGACCAAGUGGCACUGCUGUCAGCCUUUGCAGAGAUGGGGCUUAAGCUGCGAGUUGACAUGCCUCAGCAGUCUAUGGAGAUUGCCUCAAUAUUUUUUCGCCAGUCCACUACAGCAACUGAAGCGAAAGAGAACAUUAAAGCAUUGAAUGAGCAAAGAGAACGAAACGCCAAAGCCCUUCAAGAGAAGAUGAAAUUGAACAAGAAGGAGGUUAAACAUUUCAAUCCUGUUGAUGCUUUCCCUGGGGAUGCGAUAAUUUUUAUGAGGGUCUUGAAUCUUCUUAGAGGGCUUUCAGCUUCACUGAAUGUUAGGAUAGUUUAUCUGGACAUCAUGAGACCAUUUGCUGAAUCAACUUUGCUAGGGAGUAUGACACGUGGGCCCUCAACUAAUAGCGAGUGGAUUUAUGACUCACCUGUUAACUCUGAAGUGGAGUCUAAACUGAGGAGUCUUCUACUCGAGAUGGGAAGCGACAAAAUUUUGGGACUACAAGUAUGCGCAUACAAAGAUGGAAAGGUCAUAAUAGACACCGCUGCUGGUACAUUAGGGAAAUACGAUCCACGUCCCGUUCAGCCUGAUUCUCUGUUUCCGGUUUUCUCGGUGACGAAGGGUAUCACUGCUGGAAUGGUACAUUGGCUCGUCGACCAAGGGAAGUUGAAGUAUGAAGAAACAGUUGCCGAUAUAUGGCCAAAAUUUGGGACUAACAAAAAGGAGCUAAUCAAGGUGCACCAUCUUCUCAAUCAUACAUCUGGUUUACAUAAUGCUCUGGGAGAUGUGGUCAAAACCGAUCCUAUGUCGGUAUGUGAUUGGGAAGAGAUGCUAGACCAGAUUGCCAAAUCUACACCCGAAACUGAGCCUGGUUCAUCACAAAUUUAUCACUACCUAUCCUUUGGUUGGCUGUGUGGCGGUCUCAUAGAGCAUGCAUCGGGGAGGAAGUUUCAAGAGAUCCUAGAAGAGGCUAUUGUUCAUCCUCUUCACAUCGAGGGAGAGCUAUAUGUCGGAAUUCCUCCAGGUGUUGAGUCUCGCCUGGCAACGCUGACGGUCGACAUGGAAGAAAUUCAGAAGCUACAAGGGAUCAAGCCAGGGCCAGACGUCCCACCGGAACUGCUGAGCGGCAUUGCGCAGAUGGCGGCUGGCGUACCAGCUAUGUUCAACACGCUGAAUGUUCGCCGCGCCAUUAUCCCCGCCGCCAACGGCCACUUAUCUGCCCGUGCGCUUGCUCGGUACUACGCGGCGCUGGCAGCCGGCGGUGCCAUCCCCCCGCCGCACUCCAGCAAUGCCAAGCCGCUCCUGGGCAGCCACGUGCACACGCCGGCAUUCCCCACCGCCGCCACGUCCAAGAAGAAGAAGAGAGGCUCGGCGAAGAAGAGUAGAGGAAGCUCGAGCUCGAUGGAGAAGGUCGAGUAUGCCCAGCUGCGCACCAGCGACGCCGACAGCGAAGUGUCGGUGGCGGCAUCAGGGAGCACCGGCGGCAGGUUGUUCAGCAACAGCGACAGCGGCAUCAUGGAUGCGUUCAUGGGCGUCGGCGAGUACUCAGGCAUGAUCCACCCGAACGGCAAGUUCGGGCUCGGGUUCAGGAGGUACGGCAGGUCCGGCGCGCCGCCGACGGGGUUUGGGCACUCCGGGAUGGGCGGGUCGAACGGGUUCUGCGACCCGGAGCACGGGUUCGCCAUCGCCGUGACGGUGAACAAGAUGGCGCUGGGGUCCGUCACGCGGCGCGUGGUGCGGUUCGUGUGCGAGGAGCUGGGCGUGCCGGUGCCCGACGAGUUCUCCGUCGCCGGGGAGAAGGGGCCCGACAUGGUGCUCAACCUCGCGCCGCCGGCGGAGUAG
Molecule: messenger RNA, 2826 nt
Organism: Triticum turgidum subsp. durum (durum wheat)
Lineage: Eukaryota; Viridiplantae; Streptophyta; Magnoliopsida; Poales; Poaceae
Source: the annotation of a GenBank genome assembly